Messenger RNA from Paramuricea clavata, 5218 nucleotides. The record is from the annotation of a GenBank genome assembly. NCBI's taxonomy places the organism in Eukaryota, Metazoa, Cnidaria, Anthozoa, Malacalcyonacea, Plexauridae.
AUGGAAAAUGAUAUAACACCAACGAAAACGUAUUUAAGGGUUUUUUGUUCAGAGAGUAUUUGUAUUGAGUGUGGGAAAGACGUAUCUAACGCUGAUACAAGACGGAGAUUAUUCAACGGCACUUUAAAGUCUUUGGCGUGUGCGAAUUUAGAGAGAGUUGCAGGAGUUAUCUUAUGCAAAGAAAGUUGCCUAUCAAGCAUAGUCUGUCGAUCUUGCAGUGAAAAAAAUGCACGUUUAAUUUCUAAACUUGACGCUGUAAGAGAACAAUUUAAUUUAACUACAGUACGCUUGGCUGAAAAACAAUCUGAAUCAGUUACAAAACGGGAGAGAAAGAAAGAAACCUCUGAUAGUUCAGAUGCAUCUAAAAAUCCCGUCAAGAGGCGGGUUGUUUUCGCGCAAGAAGAUCCCAUUUCACAAACACAUGAGCAAACGACCCAAACCGAUGCUGUUCAAGUAUCAGAUGAAUUUUCGUCAGUGAAGGUAUGUCAUUAAAUGUAUAUUAUACAUUUAUGAGCUAUUUUAUAUGGCAAAUAAUAUAUCUUUGAACAAGUUAUUCUCUGAACUACUACAGAGUGUACAAUAAGAACAAAAUAAGGCCAUGUUUAGCUUAAAACCGGCAAAAACGAAGAACAUUGAGCCCGGACAAAACUUUACUGAUUCUUAUGAUAAAAGUGCAUGCAUAUACUAUAGGUAUGUUUAUUAACUCAGUUCAGUUAAAUACCAUGUCAAGUCCGUUAUGAGCAUCAGUUCUGCUCAAACAAAGGGGGACCCACAGAUAUAAACAUUGCCCAAAUUUUGAAUCUUUCGAACUUUUUUGAAUUGAAACGUACUCUAGUUUACAUUCAUUUACAAUUGCGAACCAGAAUAGUGUUAGAUAUUCAGUAUGUCUUAUUUUACAAAUAUAGCAGUUCAAAAUGUAAACAAAGGAUUUGUUUACAUUACAAACUUAAAUUGUCUUUAACAUUGUUCGUCUUUGAAACAAAUAAUUGUUUGAUACCCACUUUCUGCCUAACCAUAAUAUAAAUAAUCAGUAGGGUAACUGGUAUAGUACCUUAUUGGUUAGACUUUCGCAAAGUCCUUUUCAAAUGACGUCACUUUAUUUCGCGCGGUUCCGCUUGCGCCCUCAACUUUGCAUCCCUCUCAGCUUUCCGGCUUGUAAAAAAAUAUGGAAAAAGUUCCGAGGCGGACUUGUGGCAAGUCUAUUUAUUGGUGUGCAUUUGAUGUAUUUAAUAGGUUGUGAUCAAUUAUCCAAACAGUGCGACAAAAACAAUCCCCCUAUUAACGGAUUACCACAACGUUAUAAGGCAGUUAGCGCUUGGUAAUCCCAAAUCAAUUGUUUCGGCUUUUAUGCACGUCAGCACGUUGAAAGAUCAAGUCAUUGAGGCAACAACCCGGAGUAUAACAUGUGAACUCCAACAAUUGUGUGCUAAAACUACACCCUCAUUGCUACGUCAAACCACCAAAGAUGAUUUGAAACAUUUUACAUGGAAGAACGUUCAUGAUGAACUAAAAGAAAGAACACCAGUUUUUCUGCGUUUCAUAGAAGCAGCUGUACAAAACCCAUCCCAGAAACGAAAUGUGCAGAAAAAAAAUGAAGCCCUUAUUCCUCCCAUGUGUGAUGCGGCGUGCAAGCUCAUAUCCAUUUUUAAUGAGGGAAUGUGUGCUAUCAGGGUUAUCAAAAGCAUUAUCCUUAAGAAAGGUGGUCUUACAAAAGUGGGGUUCAAACGAUUGUCUUCUACAUAUGUUUGCAUGGGUUACAAUUGCACGAACAACAUUUUCGAGCGCUUUGGAAAGGACUUUGACUGUGACCUGUUGAAGUGGAAAAAACAAGUGGAAGAAGAUGUGAAAAAGGAAAAGGAAUUGUUGUCUGUGGUAAGCACUCUUGGUGGCAUUGCUUCGAAUGAAGAAUUGGAAUGUGCAAAUGAGAAAUUGCAACAGCACCGACAAAGUAUGCAUCCAGGUUAUUCACUAACAGGUGACAAUGUUGAUAUGAUUGUGAAACCUCGACAGAUGACCAAGCAACACCAGAAUAAGGAUCAUCAUAUGUUCCAAUAUGUAGCAUAUGAAAACCGUGUCUCUCCAAAUCACAUGCCUGAUGAUAUAACUGUUGCUGAUGUAAAUAAAGUUCCUUUUACCAGCUUCCUUCCAAGCGGAGAUGAACAGUUGUCCUUAAUUGACCAAUUUACAGUUCUUGUUUGCCAAAAAUGGGCCAAAUACAUACCUAACAUGGGUUGGUUUAAAGAUUAUAUGCCUAGCUACAUUCCCCACAAACAUAUGGAUGAUAUGAAAAAGAAAACUAGCAAGGUUUGAAAAAUAUUCUCAUUUGGGUUGAAUUUAAUCUUAACAUUGAAAUGAAGAUAACUGGAAUGAUACUUCCAACUGGAAAUUUGAAUACAAACUUCCCAGUCUCUUCACGCAUGCUAAGAGUGCUCAAUCAGGACAUGUCUGGGGGUCAAGAUUUGGCUAAAAGAUAGGCAGUUCAUCUGAUUAAGUAGGGUUCCAGUUAUAUUCAUUUCAAUGAGUCUUAAUGAGGUGGUAACAUAUACCUUUAAUACAUUAGUGUGCAUGACUGCGGGAACUGUAGAAAUAAGAAAGGGGACAGAGAGGAGAGGGUCCCCACGUAAUUUUUCUGUUCACCUCCCUCCCACCGUGUCAAGCAAAAUGUUACACAGAGUAUAACAAGGUAUAGCCAAUUUGGACACAUCUUAAUGGGUUAAAGGUAUGCAAAAUUAAAUUUUGUGAAUUUAGGAAAAUAACUGUAUUUCAUUUUUUCAGCGAUUGUUUUUCUGUUAGUUGCUAAGGGCACAAAUUUUAAUAUAUAUAUUCUUAUCACCGUUGCUUGUUUAAACUGAAACUUGCACCUUUUUUCACCAGAAAAAGCAUGAAAUUAUGAUAAACCGCAUUAAUCCACAUUUUUGCAAAUUUAAGUACAAAUUUUAUAAGUACAACUUUAUUGCUUAUCUUAAUGAUCAUGCAGCAAUUACAAACUUACACGAAUCGACAAUUAAUUUCUAUUUUACAUAAUGCUUAUUAGGUUCAUUUGGGAGUGCUUAGAAAAAAUGAACAGAAAGAAGAAGAUAUGAUAGAGUUACUGCAGUGGGCACAUAAAUAUGUUCCAGGUCACUCUGAGGAAGAAGGUCCCAAUGUUUUAUCAGCUAAAGUCCUAAAUGGCGGGGAUUACUUAACACAUGAAAGACACAAAAGUUCACAAUCAUCAAUGCAAGAUGCAAGAACGCCGUCAGCACAACUACUUGGUCUCCUGUCGAAAUUCGAAGACUUUCAUGCACAAUGUGAAUGGGUUAAGGUAAUAGCUACAUGAUUUGCUGUGAUACCGGAUUACUGCGUUACUAUUCCCCAAUUCAAAUAACCCCCUUUAUAGCAAGACAUUUAUUAAGCCCUACCCCCAUAGAUGUAGGCGGCUGCCCCAACAAGAUUAGAAAGUCGAAAAGUCGGGCAAAUGUUCAGCAAAAGUCGGGCAAAAGUCGGGCAAAAAGUAGUCAAAACAAGAAAAUCUCUCUUAAUAAUCCCCAGUAUGUUGGGGAAACAAAGCCAGUUGGGCAAUUUUCGCUUCACAGGCGGGCAGUAUUUGGUUAUUUUAAAUAUAAAUGGGAAAAAUUCUGUAAAAUUUUUUCAAGAACUUUUUUCUGAUUCAGUAUUUCAGUGCACACAUUAAUUCUGAACAGUUUUAGCAUCAUCUUUUUUAUAAUUUCAGGCUAGCUGUUAAAUUUAAUAUUUUAUUAAAGUGCCUAUGCAACGAAAUUUUUACCUCCUUUUUUAUUGUUUUUCUAAAAAGUACUGCUGGGAUGAUGAAGAAUGACGUUUACAGUUUCUUCAUAUCUCAUCUCAUUCCCAAGUUAACGCACUUUCUAUAUUUUGAAUUGUGACGUCAUUAGUGUGACUUGAGAUAAUGGCAAUAACAAGAAACUCUGAUAUCUUGGCGAGUAUUUAAUAAAAUUCAUUGAAACUUGGUACACUUAGUAGGUGCAACGAAGCCAACAAUUUGGUUGUUUAUAUAGUUGUUAUGGCAACACACUCAUCCCCAGUCCUUUCUUUUCCAAUUUCUAUAUUAUCCAUUUCCAGCAAAAUAAAUAGCAAUUUCUGCAAUUUUCGCUUAUUACUAUAAUAUGUUAUACAUGCAAACAUCCUCUGCAAGAGGUCUACAGGAGGAAAUUUGUGAAAAGGAAGAGAAGAGACUGGGGACUAGUGUGUUGCCAUGACAACCACGUGACCUGCAAAAAAUACUCUUAGGGUGCACCUACUAAGUGUACCAAGUUUCAUUGAAUUUUAUUAAAUACUCACCAAUAUAUCAGACUUUCUUGUUAUUGCCAUUAUCUCAAGUCACACUAAUGACGUCAAAAUGCAAAAUAUAGAAAGUGCGAUAACUUGGGAAUGAGAUGAGAAGGAACUGUAAACGUCAUUCUUCAUCGUUCCAGCAGUACUUUUUAGAAAAACAGUAAAAAAGGAGAUAAAAAUUUCAUUGCAUAGGCACUUUAACGCUAAAGGUGCAACGCAUAGUUUUGUUAAAUUAUUUUCCUGUCAAAUGUCAGAUAAUUUUACCUGUUAAAAAGAGACCCUUAGGACCCUUGUGUAUAUUAAAUAACAGUUUGACUAAACUGUCUAUACCAAUUGUUUUGUUAGCAUUGAGUACCAAUGCACAUUCAGGGCCAAUUUUAAUUCUAAAGUGGACUAAUUUCAAUUUUUAAUUAAACAGGUAAUAUGGUUCCAUUUGUAUGACACAUCUUCUGCUAGAGAUGUUGGAACCAUAUACCAUGCAAGGAAUGUCAUUGAUGCCAGAAAUGUCACCAAGGAUCCUAAGAACAAUUACUACGCAGCUAGUGAAUUAUUAGACAAGUUCCUAGAUGCUUAUCUAAUUGCUGGUGCAUUGCAGCAUUUUGGAAUGGCCUCUAUUGAUGAUGAACCUACAGUUAAUACAUAUGGUGGUCUACCAAAUGAUACUGCACAAAAGGAGGCUUACGUCAAUAGUACCGUGCACAGUUUUGUGAAGAAGUAUGUCAUCAAUCAAGUUCCUGAAUUAAGCCAAGAUGCACCUGUUAGCAAUGACCUGGUGUGCAGAUUUUGCGGUAAAAAGUAUGCUCGGCCCACAUACCUCAAGAAACAUGAAGAGCAAAGCAUGGAUUUAGGAGUGAACAUAGCCCAGAAAUUACAGGCAAGUCCAAGAUCGAAGAUGGCAUCUACAACUACACCCAUAAUGUGCUAG